This is a messenger RNA of Nanorana parkeri, 630 nucleotides long. RefSeq names its product bactericidal permeability-increasing protein-like. Bases 1 to 630 code for a protein of 209 amino acids. The transcript has 6 exons. NCBI's taxonomy places the organism in Eukaryota, Metazoa, Chordata, Amphibia, Anura, Dicroglossidae. The record is from RefSeq and is a predicted model, not a curated record. Gene Ontology annotation, molecular function: lipid binding.
AUGGCAUUGUGCUACACAUUAAUUGUGACGUACUGUCUGGUAGUUUUAGGAAGAGCGGACACUGGGAACCCAGGAGCAGUGGUGAGAAUCACACAGAAGGGACUGGACUAUGCUCGCCAGAUAGGAAUCGGCGUCCUUCAACAGAAGUUGUCAAGUAUUCAGCUGCCAGAUUAUUCGGGGUCCUAUGAUGUGGGGAUCCUGGGAAGCGUGCAUUAUGACAUCUCUGGCAUGGCUAUAACCAGCGUCCAGCUGCCCAGCUCACAAAUUACGUUUGUUCCCAACGUUGGCCUUAAGGUUUCUAUUGAUCAGGCUUUUAUUGAAAUACAUGGACGAUGGGGAGUAAAGUACUUGUUUGUGUCAGACAGUGGUGACUUCAACUUGAAGGUCUUAAGAAUAUCCAUUGCUGUUGGUCUAAGUUUAGGAAGUGAUGGAUCUGGUAGGCCAACGGUGUCCACCUCUGACUGUAGUGCACAUAUUGGGGACAUGCAAGUACACUUCACAGAUACCAUCGACUGGCUCGUUAACCUCUUUGAUGACGCCAUCGCAUCAUCCCUAAGACAAACUAUGGAAAAUCAGGUGGUGGGAUUCAAGAACUCGCUGGUCUCUCCAGAAAUCUCUUUCUCUGAUUAA